AUGUCCGCGCCUCGCCCGACGUCCGUUCGCAUGAGAGAAAAAGAUGCCCAUUCCGUGUACUUUUGCGAGAAUUCGUGCCGCACGAGUUACUCCGGGUGUCUCGAUGAGGACUUGUCCAUGACCGAGCAGGAAAUCGCUGAAUUCAUCCGAUAUUCAAACCCAGGCCUCUACGAGAGGUUGAACGGCGUACGGCUUCCGAGCUCGUAUGUCGCACCAGAUGACACACCUGGUCAUGGGCAUUGCUUGAUCCCAGAAGCGAUUGUCGAGAACGGACCAGCGUCUCUGUUCAGUGAGACAGAUACCACUUUCGAACACGCGACUGGCUCAGUCGAUGCCGAUUGUCCGUCAGAGCUCGACCAUGUGUGCACUUCCAAGCCAGAGUCGCGUCCCGCAGCAGAGCCUAUCGUUCUCGCAGAUAGAUAUCACUUUACCUUCUAUCAGCACAGUGAGCCCGGGGUCGUGUACUGCUGCUCUUCACCGACCUGUCCGAACCCUCGCAACGUGAUCCCACUUGGUAACUACUUCGGCAUCAUACGCGACGAAGCUGCGACUGAAGGAGACGAUCAACCCAAGGGAUACAACCGUAUCGCAUAUUAUUGUCUCGAUUGCCUCGACGAAGUUGUGGACCGCGAAGAGCAAUUGGAACAGGGGCAGAAGGCGGGUGCGCGGCUUGUGGACGGCGCUCAACCUGACAGGAAUGUGAUUCUUCACAAAGCCCUAGGCAUUUAUCCGGAGUUGGACCAGAAGGAAUUCUUUUUCGUGCGCAUCCCCUCUGAAGAAGCAUCGGAAGUUGAACCAGGCGACGCCUCGAAUUCGAAGAAGGCGACUCGUCUGCGUCGGCAGAAGCAACUUGAAAUACACCGCAUUGCGCAAGACUUGCGACAGCAGCAGCUCACAACGAGGUAUCGAAUGUACUUCAGAAAGAGCAUGCCCGAUCCAUCAGGUCUCAGGAUACUAGGCCCUUUGGAAUCGCAGCCAUAUAGAGAUCGAUACAGGAAACAGGGACUCGAGUGGAUUCACCGACUUGAAGGUUCUGAAGUCAGAAGAGCCUGGAAUGGUGAGGACAGAACAGCCACCACUGACGCAUCCGCUCCAGAUCAUGAGAUGGAGGAUACGCCUGUCUGUUACUGCAGGGAGCCAGCUGAUGAAGGUCCUAUGCUGCGUUGCCUAUCUCAGUUGCCUCUGGAGACAGAGGAUUAUCGGUGCGGGUACUGCAUGAGUGCUACCACAAGAGACAAAGAACAAGGUUGCGAAGGCGGGCAGGUGGGGAAUUGUACUCACGAGACCGAGAAUGAGUAUGAUACAUCAGGUACGGAGUCUGAUAAUGAAGAUUCUGGCGGCACAAUCCGCGGACAGGAAGAGUCUGACAACGAAGAUGAGGAUGGCAUUGUUCCAUCUGCACCAGGGUUUAUCGCAGUCAAUCAUGUUUCGUCCCAAGGCAAACUGUUUUGA
Molecule: messenger RNA, 1452 nt
Organism: Fonsecaea monophora
Lineage: Eukaryota; Fungi; Ascomycota; Eurotiomycetes; Chaetothyriales; Herpotrichiellaceae
Exons: 3
Coding region: 1-1452 (483 amino acids)
Source: RefSeq, a predicted model, not a curated record